UGAUCACAAUGAUUUCGAAUCGACUACUCGAGUUUUUGCUGCUAUUUUUGAUGUUUGUCACACACGUCGCUUCGCGUGGAGUGAAAGGUGAAGACAGCGCGACUGUUGCACAAAUCAAUAUGCACGACUCUGUUGGAGGGAAUGAUACAGCAAAUGAUUUGACGUUGAGAACAAUGGUGGAAAUGAAAGGGUGGAAAAGAUACCGUGGGAAAGCAGGUCCGCCUGGAAGACCAGCGCCAGAAAACAAAUGCAACUGCAACUGCAACUGCUGUUCGCGUCUGGAGGAGAUAGAAAAGAAACUAUUGAAUCUGACUGCAGUGGUCAAUCAGUUACAGUCACAAAAGGCAGAGAAUGAAACAGAAAGCACAACCAAGAAAUGCAACACCAACAAUGAAAGAAGGUACACAAGUUGUCAAGAGGCUAAACAGUUAGGCAAACUGCCGAGUGGCGUGUACACUUUGGACCUUGGAGAUGGAUUGGACUUGUUUCAAGUGUACUGUGACAUGUCGACAGACGGUGGUGGCUGGACAGUGUUUCAGAGACGCCAGGACGGUUCUGUCGACUUCUACCGCGGAUGGUCUGACUACAAAAUCGGAUUUGGAGACUUGAAUGGAGAAUUCUGGUUGGGAUUAGACAAAAUACACAGAUUGACAAAUCAGGCACAGACUCUUCGAGUCGAUCUAAUGGAUUUCAGUUGUAGUCGAGUAUAUGCCAACUACACAGGAUUUCAGAUAAGUGAUGAGUCGAGUAAUUACGCUCUGACCUACACAUCAUACAGUGGAAACGCAACCGAUGCAUUGGCUUGGCAAAAAGGGAUGGCCUUUACGACGAAGGACAAAGACAACGACAUGAUAAAUCUGGGCCACAAUUCCUGGACAAGUGCCAAUUGCGCUAUUGACUUCAAAGGAGCUUGGUGGUACCGUCACUGUCACAAUUCCAAUUUGAAUGGUCUCUACUUAAAAAAUACAAGUUCUAAAAACUACGAGGGAAUCGUUUGGUCUAAUUGGCAACCUGGUAUUCCUUUAAAAUUUACAGAAAUGAAGCUGCGUUUUCAUUCGUGAACGACGGUUCGUAGUGUUUUUAAUUUGCCUUGACUCAACACGACGAUUCUGAUACAAAGCAAUGUAAUACGUUGUAACAGCAAAAAGUAACAGCAAAAUGCAGUAGUGCUUUACCGUAAGAAGAACGCUAUGCUAGAGCUAAAAUAAAAUUCAAAUUUAAAAAUUUUUGUUCCCGUUUGACGACUUUGCUUUUUAUUGUACCU
Molecule: messenger RNA, 1264 nt
Organism: Corticium candelabrum
Lineage: Eukaryota; Metazoa; Porifera; Homoscleromorpha; Homosclerophorida; Plakinidae
Product: fibrinogen-like protein A
Exons: 1
Coding region: 9-1061 (350 amino acids)
Source: RefSeq, a predicted model, not a curated record